Messenger RNA from Hyaloscypha bicolor E, 681 nucleotides. RefSeq lists its product as uncharacterized. The annotation marks the transcript as partial. The transcript has 4 exons. NCBI's taxonomy places the organism in Eukaryota, Fungi, Ascomycota, Leotiomycetes, Helotiales, Hyaloscyphaceae. The record is from RefSeq and is a predicted model, not a curated record.
GAUGUGGGAGAACUCGAGUCCUGGCUGAACAGGUGCAAUAACGGACAUCGGCAAUACAGCACUAGAGACGAUUUUCUGGCUUUACCAAGCGGCUUUCGACUCAUUGACGUCAAAAGAGGCUGCGUUAUUACAGCUAAAUCAGACCCCAUAUACUGCGCCUUAAGCUACGUCUGGGGCGGUGAGAAUCAGGGGACUAGGACUAGCUACAGGAAGAUUAAAGUAAGACCUUACAGGGCAUUUAGUGGCCUUCAUAAAAUAAUGCUCUGUAUUCCCGAUACUUUAUGCCGUUAUCUUCAUCUCAGCCAGAACUAUCUCCGGGUGGACUGUUUGUGCAUUCUUCAAGACGGAGAAGAGGACAAACAUAAUCAAAUUAGCUCGAUGGACGUAGUGUAUAAUUUAGCACUCUUGACGAUCGUCGCUGCGGCUGGAGAUGGCGCGAAUGCCGGCUUGCGUCCUUUUAACUCUCCUCGAUUUGUUCACCGCCGUUCAUUUAAUUCCCACCUUUCAUUCCAUGUCGAGACUAUCUCAGGCAUUUACUUUGUCUCUUGUCUAAGCCCUCAAAUCGCUACAGAAAUCAUUGCAGAAUCAAAAUGGGCCAGUCGUGGGUGGACCCUUCAAGAGUAUAUACUAUCGAAGAGAAUGGUCGUAUUUACAGGAAGAUAUGUUUUCUUUCACUGUAAA